Messenger RNA from Dovyalis caffra, 1542 nucleotides. Lineage: Eukaryota; Viridiplantae; Streptophyta; Magnoliopsida; Malpighiales; Salicaceae. The record is from the annotation of a GenBank genome assembly.
AUGAAGAGCCUAAAACCAGGAAGGGAAGAAAUGCAGCUUGAGUUUGGUCGAGUUGUUCAGCUCCAAAUCCUUCAUAGUCAUGUGGUCCAAAAUAGAGAUUUACUGGGAUUUGGGCCCCUCCCUGUACAGAAUGAGAGAGCUCCUGGGCAUUCUGGUUCAAGGAAGUUAUUAGUAUCAAGAAAUGAUCAGCUGCAUAAAACUGCAUGCAAACCAAGACUGAUAAUGGCCUUUGCAAGCAAUAAAGAAAGUGGCAUUCAAGUUGGAGAUAGGCUUUAUUUAGGGAUGGAUUUUGGAACUUCUGGAGCUAGAUAUGCUCUUAUUGACAAGCAAGGGAUAAUUCAAUCUGAAGGAAAGAGAGAAUAUCCAGUUUUUAUGAGUGAAGAAAAAAUGGAUUGGGCGCGGUCAUGGAGGACAGUGCUUUUCUCACUGCUAGAGGAUGUUCCGGUUCAUCUCCGCCCACUUGUUGCUUCUAUUUCAAUUGAUGGUACUUCUGCGACCACAAUCAUAGUAGACAGCAAUACAGGAGACCCGUUAUGGAGACCAUUCCUUUACAAUGAGAGUUUCCCUGACGCUUUGCCGAUGGUAAAAUCUAUUGCUCCUGCAAACCAUACUGUUUGCUCCGGCUCGUCUACCUUGUGCAAGCUCGUCUCAUGGUGGAACAUAGAGGAGUCAAAUAAAAAAUCAGCGUUGUUGUUGCACCAAGCAGAUUGGCUGUUGUGGCUUCUUCAUGGAAAACUUGGAGUGUCAGAUUACAAUAAUGCUCUAAAGGUUGGUUAUGAUCCUGCAUCAGAUUCAUAUCCACCAUGGCUGCUUUCUCAGCCAUAUUCACAACUUUUACCUUCUGUUAUGGCUCCGGGAACUUCAAUUGGCAAUUUAAAAGAGGACAUUAAAACACAAUUUGGUUUUCAAGAGGAUUGUAUCGUAUGUGCAGGAACAACGGAUAGUAUAGCUGCUUUCCUUGCAGCACGCGCGACGCAACCUGGGAAAGCUGUCACUUCAUUAGGCUCAACCCUUGCUAUUAAGUUACUGAGCACUAUGAGGAUUGAAGAUGCGCGAUUUGGAGUGUAUAGUCACCGCCUUGAUGAUAAAUGGCUGGUUGGAGGUGCUUCAAAUACUGGUGGAGCUGUUCUUAAACAGUUUUUCACUGAUGAGCAACUGCAGAAAUUGAGUGAACAUAUAAAUCCAAUGAAAGCUUCUCCUCUAGACUACUACCCUUUAAAAUCAGUUGGUGAGAGAUUUCCUGUGGCAGAUCCAAAUAUGGUUCCCAGUUUACAUCCACGACCAGAAAGUGAUGUGGAGUACUUGCAUGGUAUUUUGGAAUCUAUUGCACGUAUAGAGGCAAAGGGAUACAACUUGUUAAAGGAUCUAGGAGCAACCCAGGCUGAGGAAGUUUUUACCGCUGGAGGUGGUGCAAAAAAUGAAAAAUGGACAAAGAUACGAGAGAGAGUACUUGGCUUGCCCGUGAGUCGGGCAAUGCAAACAGAGGCUGCCUAUGGAGCAGCAUUAUUGGCAUUGAAGGGUGCUCAAAAAAAUAGUUAUUGA